CCGAAUGGCUGACACCCCACUGUAUUUUUCAGUCGGCUUGUAAUUGCAGCCUCUCCCUGUGUCAGGCACACCCAGACAGUGUGCUCUCCCGCUCAUGAAGACAUUUCUCAUCACAAAAAAAGAUUUUGUUACCGGAGUUCACUGCAAGCUUACUAACUAAUCUCAAUGGCUAGCUUCUCUAACGCCUUCAGCUAUGAUGUGCCCCCCUGGCAAUCUCUAAACGGGCAGAAUCAUCCGUCUCCAAGCCCUGCACUUUCAGAAACCUAUGCAACAGAAUCCUGUACCACUACUACCACUAAUGGCUCCCAUGCGUCUCAGUCGUUUGAAGAGGUUUUUAAAUCCAAGCUAAUGGUGUCUACUGAUACCCAGACUACGGUCAGCCAGCAGGAUGAUGCAGAGGCCAAGCUUAGUUCUGCACUGAUGUCUUUCAGAGACAAGAUUCUAUACCUCGAAAAACAGCGUGAACUUCUGCAAGAGCGCUGGUCUAUAGUGCAAGUAGAAGAUACUUCCGAAAUAGACCUGGAGCCAAUUUACCUGUCCUAUAUCAGCCGACUUCUCGCCCAGGUCAACAGUGUAAAUAAGCAAAACAACCAGACCCAGAGCAGCGUGCUGGACAUGAUGGAUUCAAUCAAUGCUAUCAAAGACAAGUAUGAAGAUGAGUUUAAUACACGCACAGACAUGGAAUAUGCAUUUGUAGACCUAAAGAAGGAUGUGGAUGCUUGUAGCAUGGACAAGACUGAACUGGAAGUAAAGCAACGACAUCUGCAUGACUUUAUAGAGCUACUUACCACUAUCUAUGAGCAUGAGCUAAAAGAAGUGAUGGAGGAAUCUGGAGACAUAUCAGUGCUGCUAAACAUGGACAGCGGUUGUCCUUUGAAUUUUCAAAAUAUAGUGAAAGAGAUAAAGGAACGAUAUGAAAGCAUUGCAGCAAAAAGUCGAGAAGAAGCACAGGCUCUCUCCAAGAAAAAGUUACAGCAAGGAGUCCUCCAAGCUGGACGCUAUGAAACUGAAUUGGAGAACAGUCGCAGCCAGAUUAGCCAGCUCAACAGUCAGAUCCCGCGUUUGAGGUCAGAGGUCUUAAGCGUUCAGACCCAGUGUAUGAAUUUGGAGCAGAAGGUGUCUGUGGCCAAGAUGAAAAGUAGUGCCGCUCUUAAAGAUGCCAAUGCAAAGCUUGCCGAAGUACAGGAAGCCCUACAGAAAGCCAAACAAGAUGUUGCCCGCCUAAUUAGGGAGUACCAGGACCUAAUGAAUGUCAAACUGGCUCUGGAUAUUGAGAUUGUUACCUAUAAGAAAUUGCUGGAGGGAGAAGAGAUCAGGCUGAAUUCUCCUACUGUCGUAAAUGUCCAUUGUGAAACUGAAGUGCGAAGGCCAUCCCAAUCUCGGAAUAGUAGCAGUUCCUGGAGUGUGCACAGUAGUAAAUCAGAUUACUAAGUGAAGCCUUUAUGAUAAUAAUUCUUCCUCUCUAUUUUUCCAAUAUCUCUCCCCCUAACUGCCAUUUUCAAUCCAAACAUCUUGUUAUAUGAGGGAAAUAUAUAGCAGGCUAAAUUUUUAAUGUAUACCCAAAAUCAGAAAAAUGUAUCUUUUAAAUAAACACAGGGG
This is a messenger RNA of Nanorana parkeri, 1599 nucleotides long. Its product is annotated as keratin, type II cytoskeletal 80-like. The record is from RefSeq and is a predicted model, not a curated record. Gene Ontology annotation, cellular component: keratin filament. Gene Ontology annotation, biological process: intermediate filament organization; keratinization. The coding region runs from base 166 to 1431 and encodes 421 amino acids. Gene Ontology annotation, molecular function: structural constituent of skin epidermis. Lineage: Eukaryota; Metazoa; Chordata; Amphibia; Anura; Dicroglossidae. The transcript is spliced from 9 exons.